UCUCCAACGGCGAUCCGUUACACUCAUUGACACCAUCGCUGCCCUUCCAACCGUCCGGAGCUUUCGCCUGCUCCUUGUCUUUGUUAAUACCCACAUCAGAUUGCGAAUUCCGCAUCACCCGGAUCGCUCGGGGUCCAGCUGUGCAAAGCCGGUCCGAUAAAACUUCGAGCGCAGUUGAUCGAGGCGGGAGGAGUAAAUCUCUGUAUCUCUUUGGAUGAUUCACGAGUAGAGACGAGCACCCAUGUCUGGAACGAAGAAUCGGAGACAGGGCACAGCGGGUGCCUCCCCGGAAGAUAAGGAGAUUGCGCGAAGCAAUGGAAGCGCCCAGGUAGCAGACGAUACCAUCGCUGAUGGGGAACCUCGGGAGAAUAUCUUUUUGCUGUGGCCAAACAUUAUCGGCUACUCCCGCAUCGUCCUGGCCGUUGCCUCGCUCUACUACAUGCCACUGCACCCACGCACCUGCUCUAUCCUUUAUAGCGUCUCCUGCCUGCUCGACGCGCUUGACGGCUAUGCGGCGCGCUACUUUGAGCAGUCGACCCGCUUCGGCGCCGUCCUCGACAUGGUGACGGACCGGUGCACCACGGCCUGCCUGCUCGUCUUCCUGUCGUCAGCCUUCCCGCGCUGGGCCAUUCUCUUCCAGGGCCUGAUCUCGCUCGACCUGGCCAGCCACUACAUGCAUAUGUACGCGACGCUGGCUAUGGGCGGCGCCGAGAACAGCCACAAGAACAUCGACAAAUCGCGCAGCCGCAUCCUGUCGCUUUACUACACCAACAAGACCGUCCUCUUCAUCAUGUGCCUGUUCAACGAAACCUUCUUCAUCGCGCUGUACCUGCUGUCCUUCUCCUCCCCCUUUCUCUCCCCCUCCCUGCUGCAGACCGUGCCCGACCACGCGGCGCGCGAGGCGAUCCAGCACCACGGCGCGCAGGUCAACUCGUCGCUGCUCAAGCAGAUAUUCACGAACCCGUACAGCGCGGGCGCGCUCGAGCUCGCGCGCGCCAACAAGAUGGACAGCUUCUGGCCGUGGGUGGUGGCGGGCGUCAGCUUCCCCGUCAUGGCGCUUAAGCAGAUCAUCAACGUCGUGCAGCUCGUCAAGGCGAGCAAGUGGCUUGCCGAGGGCGACCUCAGGGCCAGGAAGGCGGCGGGGUUGCCGAGAAGGAGCAAGGGGAAGACUGCUUAAACUUUGGUGGGCUGAGCGGGGAACAACAUUCUCUUGGGUGCUGUAUGCGGGUAACCAAUGGGAAGAGAUUGGUGCUUUUAGUUAUUGAGAGGAGGGGGGAUCUAAACAUAAAUAAGGGAGGUUGACUUUCGACUUCGUGGGAGGCGAGUUAGGGCUGGUUUACUGAGAUCCGAAGGGAUGUAUUCUCGGAA
This is a messenger RNA of Chaetomium strumarium, 1368 nucleotides long. RefSeq names its product CDP-alcohol phosphatidyltransferase-domain-containing protein. The record is from RefSeq and is a predicted model, not a curated record. The coding region runs from base 242 to 1177 and encodes 311 amino acids. Gene Ontology annotation, molecular function: CDP-diacylglycerol-inositol 3-phosphatidyltransferase activity. The transcript has 3 exons. Gene Ontology annotation, cellular component: membrane; Golgi apparatus. Gene Ontology annotation, biological process: phosphatidylinositol biosynthetic process. Lineage: Eukaryota; Fungi; Ascomycota; Sordariomycetes; Sordariales; Chaetomiaceae.